GGUUUUGGUUCGUUGGGGAACAAAAUAUGGAUGUCGGACAUUUCCGACAUCAGCGGUUCGUUAUUUAAACAGUGCAAUCUCGUUGGCCAGUUUUUCAUUAGAAUACACACGACAGGAAGACGACACGCGGAAUAAGUGAAGGAGCCAUGCCUUUUCUCCAUGGUUUCCGAAGAAUCAUUUAUGAGUAUCAGCCACUAGUGGAUGCUAUCAUGAGUGUGAUCGGGCCAGAAGAAACAGACGCAAGUCAAGAGGAUAGAAGUCCAGUAGAUGAGAGAAGUAUGUGCAGUUCUGUAGAAGAGUUGCUUGAGCUUGAGUCCCACUCUGAAGUAUUCAUGGCAGGGAUCAGCUAUGCUCUGUUCAAGGUGGCAGAGCGAGGGCUGGUGCAUGUCGCUGAAGUCCUUCUACGGUACAGGGCAGAUCUUAAUUUUGAAGACCCAGUAUCUUACUACAAUCCACUGCAUGUAGCUGUUCUGAAGAACAGAUCAGACAUGGUGAAACUUCUGGUUGAGCACGGAGCUGACAUUGAAAAAAGGGACAGGAUCCAUGAGAGCAGUCCAUUGGAUCUUGCAAGCGAAGAGUCAGACCGUCUGCCCUGCCUGCUCACAUUGCUUGACCUUGGUGCUGGUGUGAAUGCAUGGGAUAAAAGAGGAAAGACCCCUUUGCUGCAUGCAUUGGCAAGCAGUGAUGGCCUCACUGUGAACAACACAGAGAACAUCCAGCUGCUACUUGAAAGAGGUGCUAACAUCAAGGCUGCAACAGUAGAUGGCGAAACAGUUGAGUCAUCAUUGGUGUUUCUGGUCAAGGAGGCGCUUGAUGCCAACCCAGAGGACGCUGCAGAGAUUGGAAAAUUCUGCUUGAAGACCACACAGUUACUGCUGGCCCAUGGCAUGGAUCCCAGCUGUGAUCUCUCUGAUGAGUCCACUCUGACCCAAACGAGCCUGGAGCACUUUGACCUUCUCUUCCCUCUGGCUGUGCUCAUAAUCCAAAGCGGAGCUUCUUUGGUUUGUGCCUAUCACAGCGACUCCUGCUGGUCAGCUUCCAGUAUUAUUUUCCAGCGGCUCCACUCUGCUCUGGGGCAAUGUUCAGAUCCAAAUCAUGCAUCAGAGCUCCUUGAGCAAGCUGAAGUUUUGCUGGACUUAAUGAGGGUAAACAAACCGACACUGAGCCGGCAUUACAGGUUGAAACAUACUGUACUUGGGCAGGACCCUCACCCAUAUGUUCAGGAUGUUGAACAGCUGUACAACAGAGUGGUCAAGGUUGAUGCUUGCCCUCCUGCUCUGAAAUGCCUUUGCAGGGCCUUUUUAAGGAACCACUCCCAGCCCUGGCCCCUCGAAAAAAGAAUCAAUGAUUUGCCAUUACCAGACCGACUGAAAGACUUCCUUCUCCCAGAACGCACAUUUAAGACAAAGCCUGUUUGGGACUGCUUUAAGCCACAACAAAGCCAACGCUGAUCAUCUGUGUGAUGCUUACAAUUGAUGCAAAGGCAGCAUUUGUGUACCUAAGUGGAAUAGAGGCACAUUGCCCAGCAGUUAUUUUGUUUCUGUGCCAUUGUGUUUUUACAUUUUCCAUAAGACUCAAAUGUCAAAUAUAUGCCAGCUACACAUUUGUCACUGGAUUCACAUUAAAAACAUGUAAUGUGAGGCUUUAGGAUGUCAUGUGGUUGGUUGUAAUUCAAUAGAAAUGUCACCAGAUGGCAGUGUGUACAAAAAUAAUUUUUUGUACCAUGCCACGAAAGGCAAAAUUAAAUUGUUACAGUGGGACAAAAACAGUAUUCAGCCACCAAUUGUGCAGUUUCUCCCACUAGAUGAGGGAGGUCUCCAACUUCCAUCAUAGGCAUACCUCAACUGUGAGAGACAAAAUCAGAAAAAAAAAUCCAGAAGAUCACUGCCUGAUUUUAAAAAUAAAUAAUUUAUUUGUAAAUGAUGGUGGAAAAUAAGUAUUUGGUCACCUACAAAUAAGCUAGAUUUCUGGCUCUCAGACCUGUAACAACUUUAACAGGCUCCUCUGUCCUCCACUUUUUUUACCUGUAUUAGUGUUUUAAGUCAUUUACAUAUAAAAUAA
This is a messenger RNA of Doryrhamphus excisus (bluestripe pipefish), 2061 nucleotides long. RefSeq names its product ankyrin repeat and SOCS box containing 6 (gene asb6). Gene Ontology annotation, molecular function: protein binding. The record is from RefSeq and is a predicted model, not a curated record. Gene Ontology annotation, biological process: intracellular signal transduction. Lineage: Eukaryota; Metazoa; Chordata; Actinopteri; Syngnathiformes; Syngnathidae.